Molecule: messenger RNA, 2778 nt
Organism: Macrobrachium nipponense
Lineage: Eukaryota; Metazoa; Arthropoda; Malacostraca; Decapoda; Palaemonidae
Exons: 6
Coding region: 1-2778 (925 amino acids)
Biological process (GO): DNA integration
Molecular function (GO): nucleic acid binding
Source: RefSeq, a predicted model, not a curated record
AUGGCCGAGAAUCGAACCCACGACCACCGAGAGUAUGAUCCCGAGGAUUAUUUUCGGGUAUUUGAGGAAACUGCUAAUCACCUUAAUUGGCCUGUUGAACAGUGGGUAUGGCUCCUUAAACCUAAAUUGUCAGAUAGGCAGGAGAAAGAUUUACUAAAGGCUGCUUCCUUGGCUGACACUUAUUCCUUAAUACAUAAGAGUAUUCCUAAUAAAAAAGCUGAGGUAUUUGUAAAACCAGUUUCAGGAAAAUCCCAGCAGAUUUCGGAUAAUCCCAAAGGUUCUGAUAAUCCUAAAUGUAGUUAUUGUGAGAAGGUGGUUGUAAGGGAUCUUACUGGAAUUUCAUCCAUUCCCCUUGCCAGUGUUUACCUUGAUUGCCCACUUGUAAAAGGGAAAGUUGAAUUAGGGGUGAUUGAUACAGAAUUGCCGGUAAAAGGAGUUUCAUUGCUAUUGGGUAAUGAUUUAGCCGGGAAAUUAAUUGUACCAAAUUUAAUUGUCACUGAUACCCCCAUGGAGGAUAAGGUAGAUCUUGAACAAGCCCCAACACAUAUAGUCACUCGGUCCCAAGCAGGAGAAAAGGUAAACGACUUUGAAGUAGAUAGUGAUUUCUUAGCUAAGCCUAUACUAGUUCCACAUGAGCCCUUUGAGAAAUUAGUAAUAGACUGUGUUGGACCCUUGCCCAAGACGAAAGGUGGUAACCAAUAUUUAUUAACUCUUAUGUGUCCCGGUACUCGUUUUCCAGAGGCCAUCCCACUUAAGAAUAUAUCUGCCAAAAAUAUUGCUAAACACCUUUUAAGUUUCUUUACUACUUACGGGAUCCCCAAGGAUAUCCAAACUGAUCGUGGUUCUAACUUUACAAGUAAACUCUUUUCAGAAAUCCUGAAGGAAUUAAAUAUAAAACAUAGCUUAUCAUCUGCAUAUCAUCCGGAAUCUCAGGGAGUCCUGGAACGAUGGCACCAAACAUUUAAAAGUAUGUUAAAAAAGUUUUGUUUAGAGAGCAAUCUUGAUUGGGAUGAAGGAGUAAAGUUUUUGUUGUUUGCUAUACGUGAGUCCCCCCAGGAAUCCCUAGGUGUUUCUCCUUUUGAAAUGGUAUAUGGGAGAUUAUUAAGAGGACCCCUUGCAUUAAUUAAAGAUGAAUGGUUAAAGCCCCCAGACUCUCAUCAGACUGUAACUGUUCAACAAUAUUUGAGUAACUUUAAGGAAACCCUUUCCAAAGUCCGUAAAAUAGCCAGUGAAAACUUAAGCAAAGCUCAGAUUAAAAUGAAAAAUAAUUAUGAUCAAAAAACUAAAAUUAGGAAAUUCAACCCAGGAGAUUUUGUGUUAGCAUACUUUCCUAUCCUUGGAUCCCCAUUUUCCUCCAAAUUCUUUGGUCCAUAUAAAGUAGUUAAAAAUGUCAAUAACCAUACCUAUGUGAUAGAAACCCCUGAUAGAAGGAAAAGUACUCAAAUUAUCCAUGCCAAUUUGCUUAAAAGGUAUCAUUCCAGGAAUACUGAAACUGGUUAUGGAGACAAAAUUGUUAAUGUUAAUGUUAAGGUCAAGGACGAGAAACCUGAAGUAAGUGAACCUGAAUUCAUCUAUUCGUGGCGUUUUGUAGAUAAUGAUGCUGCCCUGAAAACCUUUGAAAACUCAUGUCAACAUCUUUCUCCUUUUCAAUCAACAGAACUUCAAAACCUUAUUUGCUCUUACCCAGAACUUUAUGGAGAAAAUCCAGGUCAGUGUACAGUUCUCACCCAUGACAUCGAACUUCUACCAGGAACUGCUCCCAUACGACAACACCCUUAUCGCAUCAGCCCGGCCAAGAAAUUAGUAAUGAAAGAAGAAGUGGAAUAUCUUCUGAGAACUGGAUUAGCUAAACCAAGCAAGUCACCAUGGGCGUCUCCCUGUCUAUUGGUACCAAGGGAGGAUGGCAGCAUGCGACUGUGUACAGAUUACAGGAGAGUAAAUUCUGCUACUGUUAAGGAUAGUUACCCUUUACCCCGUCUAGAUGACAUUAUAGACUCUGUGGGCCAAGCAAAGUAUGUAGCUAAAAUAGAUCUCCUCAAGGGGUAUUAUCAGGGUCUAGAGGGAGUAUUUGCAUAUCUAGAUGAUAUAUUGGUGAUAGGAGAUUCUUGGAAGGAGCUGAUGACACGUUUGAAUAUGCUCUUUGAUAGAUUAAGAGAAGCCCAGUUAACAAUAAAUUUAAAAAAAUGUGUUUUUGGACAAGCUACAGUUACUUACUUGGGACAUAUUGUAGGUGGAGGUAAUGUCAGGCCUAAAACUGCAAAUGUUAAUGCCAUUCUUGACUAUCCAGAACCUAAGAAUAGGAAAUCCCUUAAAAGAUUUCUGGGUAUGGUUUCAUAUUACAGGAAGUUCUGCCGUAAUUUUGCUUCAGUAGCUGCCCCUUUACAUAGUCUUACCAGCCCUAAAAAGAAGUAUGAAUGGGAUGAGAAAUGUCAGGCAGCAUUUGAACAUUUAAAAUAUUUUUUGAGUAGUGAGCCAGUCUUACACAGUCCUAAUUUUUCUAAACCCUUCUCUUUGCAAGUAGACGCUUGCGACACUGGUGCUGGAGGAGUGCUGUUGCAGGAAAUUGAUGGGGUACUCCACCCAAUAGGAUACACCUCCAGUAGUUUCAAGCUUCAUCAGUUGUCCUACAGUACCAUAGAGAAGGAGCUCUUAAGUUUGGUUCUUGCUCUCCAAAAGUUUGAAUGUUAUCUACAAGGAGCUCCUGUCAUCCAUGUCUAUACGGACCACACCCCCUCACCUUUCUUGAGCGCACCAAGGCCCAUAAUCAGCGAUUACUAA